GCGAAAGAAGCGAGGGGAGAAGAAAGAUAUGGUCCGGAAAAAGAAUCCACCACUGAGAAAUCUUGUGAGCCAAGGCGAAAGUGAGAAUUGCCAGGUCUCUCAGCCAGAAAGUACCGUGAACCAGGAGGCUGCAGAAAGCUCCGGACUCCGGGAUCCCAUGCAGGAACACAACAACCAGCAAGAUGCAUUCGAGUUAGUCAACAAGGAGGAACAUUGUCUGCGUGUCGCGGACGUCGCCAGCAUCAAAAGCGACUUGAAAAGCCCCGCACUGGGCGAAGGGAAUGGCUUUAAUUAUGAAAGCCACAAGAAGGGAGGAAAUGUUCCAUCCUUCCCGCAAGAUGAGGUGACAGACAGAAAUAUGUCUGCUCUCUCAUCUCAGGCUGCUGGUAGAGUCUGCGAGGCCUGGAAGUCUCCUUGCAGAUCAGAACCAGAUGAUGGCGAUGGCAGGAGCCGCAAUGUGUCUGGAAACCUCUCGGAAUUAAACCACAGAGCUCAAACAUCACCCAAAAGUGGGCGGGAGAAGGGGCAGCUGCUAGAGGGUGAGCCACCUGAACGUCCCAACUCCAGGCCGGGUUCGGUGCCUUCAGAAAACUCUCAGGUGCUUUCAGAUGCGGGUGUUGCACUUGAUCAGACAAAGGCAGAGGAACUGUCUGACAACUCAGACGCAGCGCCCCUGACUCCCGAGCUGCAAGACUUCAAAUGCAACAUUUGCGGCUACGGCUAUUACGGCAACGACCCAACCGAUCUGAUCAAGCAUUUCCGCAAAUAUCACCUGGGUCUGCACAACCGCACCCGCCAAGAUGCGGACCUGGACACCAAAAUCCUCGCGUUACAUAAUAUGGUGCAGUUCUCCCAGUCCAAAGACUUGCAGAAACUGAGCCGAAAUGCGGGCUUGCUCACUGGGAUGUUACAGGACCUGAGUGCUCAGCGACCUGCCAUGUUAAAUGGGACCUACGAUGUACAUGUUACUUUGGGAGGCAUGUUCAUUGGCAUCGGACGCAAAACGCCCGACUGUCAGGGCAACACCAAGUAUUUCCGGUGCAAGUUCUGCAAUUUCACUUACAUGGGCAGUUCUUCGUCGGAACUGGAGCAGCACUUCGUGUCAACGCAUCCCAACAAAAUGAAAAGUGUGCCUUCUGCUCCCGAGGCUGGGAAGGAUGCGACCAAACCGGAGAAAAACACCAGCAAAGGCAGUUCGGCAACAGAGCGCCACUUACCUCGUCCCAUAGACCCAGAGGAUGUGGGCAAAUGGCAGGAGAAGGUCACUAUCAAAGCCACGGAUGAUACCCCCAUUGGCUACUCUGUGCCCAUCAAGUCGGUGGAUACCAGCUCCAAACAGAAUGGCAUGGACUCUACCUGUUACUUCUGGUGUCGUUUUUGCAGCUUCAGCUGUGAGUCGUCAGACACCUUAAAGCUCACGGAUCAUUACAAUAAACUGCACGGGGAGAAUCAGCGCACCGGCUACUUUAACCGAGACUUUCCGGACAAAGCUGGCAGACAGGGAGCCCCACUUGCUCAGAAUGACUCCCCGAAAGAGCGCGCCCCUCUCGGCAAAUCCGACGGGGAGCUCCCGGCGAAGACGGAGAAAGGCGCAGCCUCAGCCCGAAAGAAGGACAAGGCAACGGAGGAGAGUGUGGUCACCAGCUAUAACUGCCAACUGUGCAAAUUCAGGUACUCCACCAGUCAUGGGCCUGACGUGAUCGCUGUGGGACCCCUGCUCCGCCACUACCAUUACGUUCACAACGUCCACAAAUGCACCAUUAAACACUGCCAGUACUGCCCCGGGGGGCUGUGCGGCCCCGAGAAGCACCUGGGGGACAUUACCUACCCAUUCGCUUGCAGGAAGAGUAAUUGCUCCCACUGCACCCUGUUGCUCUUGCACUCGUCCCAGGGGGUGGAAGGGAGUGCCAGGGUGAAGCACCAGUGCGACCAGUGCUCGUUCACAGUUCAGGACGUAGACACACUGCUGCAGCAUUACGAGGCAAUGCACAGCAGCAACAACAGUAUCAACCAGAGCCCAGCAAAGGCUGAGAAUAGCCAGCAGGGAAGUGAUGGCCCAGUGACCAGCGAAGACACUGAAGAGCACUGCUGCACCAAGUGCGACUUUGUGACUCAAGUAGAGGAGGAGAUUUUUCGACACUACAGGAGGGCUCAUAACUGCUACAAGUGCCGUCAGUGUAAGUGGAGCGCCCCAGGGACUCAGGCGUUGCUGGAGCAUUUCAACACGGCGCACUGUGUGCCCCAGGAGGCAGCGAGCAGCAGCAACAGCACCAGCGGCGGAGAGUCGCCACCCCCAGCGCCGCCACCUCCUCCCGGUGCCAUCGACCAGGAGAUGCGGCACCAGCGCCCCCCAACCCCGUGUGAUAGCAGCAGCACCAGCCAGCCUCCACCAGCCCCGACCCCGACCCCGACCCCAACCGAGGAGGAGGGCCGAGGCUGGGCCGACCCCCCCAAGGAAGACGCCAAGAAGCCAGGCUGGGCGAUCAAGGAGAGCGCCGGGGAGCCUCACAAAGGGAGCCCGUACCCGGCUACACAAGCCGCCACCAGGCUACACACCGCCUCCCCCGGCGGCCUGGCCCAGGAGAGCCACAAGAACAGCCGCAGGGCUCCGGAAGAAGGGGACUCCGGGCGGCCCGUCUAUGGAAUGCAGACCGCUGACUCCAAAGGCUUUCCAGCUGGAGUGCAACAGAUUUCUACAGGAGGAGGGGGAGGAGGAGAAAGGGACAAGUCCCGGGCUCUCACUCCACAGUAUCCAACAUCCACUGAACUCAACAAGGCGAGGGAGGAGUCACAGACUCUACUGCGGAGACGCAGAGGCUCUGGAGUUUUCUGUGCCAACUGCCUGACCACAAAGACCUCUCUUUGGCGAAAGAAUGCAAACGGUGGAUAUGUAUGCAACGCAUGUGGCCUGUACCAGAAGCUGCAUUCGGUAGGAAGAACCCAAUAG
This is a messenger RNA of Rhincodon typus (whale shark), 2947 nucleotides long. It is a transcript of the gene trps1, whose product is annotated as trichorhinophalangeal syndrome I. The transcript has 5 exons. Lineage: Eukaryota; Metazoa; Chordata; Chondrichthyes; Orectolobiformes; Rhincodontidae. The record is from RefSeq and is a predicted model, not a curated record. Gene Ontology annotation, cellular component: nucleus. Gene Ontology annotation, molecular function: DNA-binding transcription factor activity; RNA polymerase II transcription regulatory region sequence-specific DNA binding; zinc ion binding. Gene Ontology annotation, biological process: regulation of transcription by RNA polymerase II. Bases 29 to 2947 code for a protein of 972 amino acids.